GGGCUCAUGGCAGGAGGGAACCAGACCAGCAUCUUGGAGUUCCUCCUCUGGGGACUCUCCGAGCGGCCAGAGCAGCAGCGCAUCCUCUUCCUGCUGUUCCUGUGCAUGUAUGUGGUCACCGUGACUGGGAACCUGCUCAUCGUUCUGGCCAUUGGCACCGACGCACGUCUUCACACACCCAUGUACUUCUUCCUCGCCAGCCUGUCCUGUGCUGACAUCCUUUUCACCUCCAGCACUGUGCCCAAGGCCCUGGUGAAUAUCCAGACCCAGAGCAGGUCCAUUUCCUAUGCGGGAUGCUUGGCCCAGCUUUACUUCUUCUUGACUUUUGGGGACAUGGACAUCUUUCUCCUGGCCACAAUGGCCUAUGACCGCUACGUGGCCAUCUGCCACCCUCUCCACUAUAAGAUAGUCAUGAGCCGCCAGCGCUGCACCCUCCUGGUUACUGCCUGCUGGGUCCUUACGAGUCUUGUUGCCAUGACCCACACUUUCCUCAUCUUUCGACUUUCCUUUUGCUCUAAGAAGAUCAUUCCUGACUUCUUCUGUGAUCUGGGACCUCUGAUGAAAGUGUCUUGCUCUGACACUCAGGUCAAUGAGCUUGUGCUGCUCUUCUUGGGAGGAGCAGUCAUUUUAAUCCCCUUUAUACUCAUCCUGGUCUCGUAUAUCCACAUUGUUUCAGCCAUCCUCAGAGUCCCCUCUGCCCAGGGAAGGCACAAAGCCUUUUCUACAUGUGGGUCCCACCUUGCUGUUGUUGCCCUCUUCUUUGGGACAGUGAUCAGGGCCUAUCUGUGCCCCUCAUCCUCUUCCUCCAACUCCAUAGAAGAGGAUACGGCUGCUGCUGUCAUGUACACAGUGGUAACUCCCCUGCUGAACCCCUUCAUUUACAGCCUGCGGAACAAGGACAUGAAGUGUGCCCUGGCGAGAUGUCUCAGGGGCAAAGUCUUCUUUUCCUUGGGCCAGGGACCUCCGAGGUGAUACUGCAGGUGUCCUCCAUGCCC
This is a messenger RNA of Leopardus geoffroyi (Geoffroy's cat), 995 nucleotides long. Its product is annotated as olfactory receptor 1P1-like. The transcript has a single exon. Gene Ontology annotation, molecular function: G protein-coupled receptor activity; olfactory receptor activity. Gene Ontology annotation, cellular component: membrane. NCBI's taxonomy places the organism in Eukaryota, Metazoa, Chordata, Mammalia, Carnivora, Felidae. The record is from RefSeq and is a predicted model, not a curated record. Bases 7 to 972 code for a protein of 321 amino acids. Gene Ontology annotation, biological process: G protein-coupled receptor signaling pathway.